Molecule: messenger RNA, 1349 nt
Organism: Rosa chinensis
Lineage: Eukaryota; Viridiplantae; Streptophyta; Magnoliopsida; Rosales; Rosaceae
Product: protein OVEREXPRESSOR OF CATIONIC PEROXIDASE 3
Exons: 5
Coding region: 136-1197 (353 amino acids)
Biological process (GO): regulation of transcription by RNA polymerase II
Cellular component (GO): nucleus
Molecular function (GO): DNA-binding transcription factor activity, RNA polymerase II-specific; DNA binding
Source: RefSeq, a predicted model, not a curated record
GCUACAGAGUAUAGUAGAUAAACCCAGAGCCACCGAAAGCGGCGCAUUUUUAUGCUAACCGGCGGAAGCGGUGCGAGGCUGUGACAUUUAAAACGCCACCGUUUCGUUGCUAUUUCCGUUUCCUUGUAGAGCAAAAUGGCUUUCGCUUCGGCGCUCAACGCUCCUAACGGCCUUCAUCGUCUACCGUCUUCCCGCCACGAAACAACCCGAACCGGACCGGCCAGUCUGGUCCUGCCACGUCACCUUCCGGCUCGCUACUCAUCCACGCUCGCCUUCGCCCUCCGUAAGAACCACCGCGCCGCGGUGACGUCAGCUCAGCCGAAGUUAAAGAAGAAAAGCGCGGCGAAGAAUGAGGAGGAUGAAGUGGACGGCGAUGCUAUAGACGCUUUGUUUUCGCUGCUGGAGGAAGACCUCAGAAACGACGGCGUGUCGUUUGAUGAUGACGGCGAAGACGACGAGAUAAGUGAAGAGGACCUGGCUAGGCUUGAAGAGGAACUGGCGGAGGCGUUUGGUGCGGUUGAUGAGGAUGAAGAUGAAGACGAGGAAGAAGAGGAGGAUGACGAAGACGGGGACGGCGAUGUUGAUGUUGUUCAGAGCGAUGCGACUGAAGAAGAAGAAGAAGAUGAGGAGGAGGACGAUGAGGUUGAAGUAGCUGUGAAGCUUAAGACUUGGCAAUUUCGGAGAUUGGCUUCAGCUUUAAAAGUCGGUCGCCGCAAAACCAGUAUAAAAGCCCUUGCAGCUGAGCUUUGUCUUGACAGGGCUCUUGUUCUUCAAAUGCUUCGUGAUCCGCCUCCAAAUCUUUUGAUGCUCAGUGCUGCUCUACCUGAUGUACCUGCUCUUAAAAAAUCUCUGCCUGAACCAAAGCCUGUAGAAACUGUUGUGGAAACCACUGUGGAAACUGGUGUGGAACCUACUACAGAUACUGCAGCGGUCGACACUGCAGUGAAGGUGCCGGUUCAUGUCCGGCAACAAAAGUUUUCUGGUCAGAAGAGACUGAAGAAAGUGCAUCUUGACACCCUUGAAAGAGUUUAUAGAAGAACAAAGCGCCCAACAAAUGCAAUUGUCAGCAGCAUAGUGCAUGUGACAAACCUGCCGCGCAAAAGAAUUGUGAAAUGGUUUGAAGAAAAACGUUCUGAAGAGGGGGUUCCUGACUCUCGGCGUCCAUAUCAACCGUCUGCUCCUACUACUGUCAACUAGAACAAUAUGUAAAUCAGUUUUGUUGAACUCUUGGAGAAACUGUGGAAUGUCAGAAUCUAUAUGGAUAAAUGCUUCAAAUAAUAGAGUUUCAAUUUCCGCUAUCAAUUUCAUGUAUUUAUUUCAUUCCUUUACUUGGAGCAUGGGUAAUCAGG